AUGCCCAAUGCUUUGAGCGCUUCCCAUGAAGCUCUGAUCACCCUAGCCUUCAUCGACCUGUCACCAUAUCCUGGAACCAUCCUCAAAGCGAUAUUCGAUCUCGAUCUCGAUACAGUUCCCGCCGCCGGCAAACGCGUUACUCUCGCCAUGGCAUCACUGACCUCGUUCGAAGACCUAGCGCAUGAACUGCAGGUCAUGGUUUGCAGCAUGAUGACGCCGCAAACAUUCGCUGCGUUCAAAAUGACAAGCAAAACAAUGACCAAGAGAUUUGAAAAGUUCAAGUUCCCUGCGCAAGCCCAGCUCUACAAUGAAGAAGUCCGAGAGGUGAUCAAGCUCUUGGACUCAUCAUACACGGCUCUUGGACAAGCAAUCGUUCUUCACAAUCUAUCAUUCGGAGCCGAACUCCCUACAAAUCUCCUUACUUUCUGUCGAGAGAUUGUGACAGAACACGGCUAUCCCCCCUCACUGGCCUUUCAGGUCCUCAACCGUGCACAGCCUGACAUUUUCAGACUGGCUUGGAGCCGGCUUGACAUUAUUACAGAUUCGGAAAUCCCAGACGGGCUGAAAUGCACACAAUGCUACCUGAACGCGGAGCCGGGUUUUGCACCGGGAUACCGAGGCAUACUUACCGGCUGGGAAAAUGAGAAGACGGCAACACUGUGCGAAAAAUGUGGUGAUGUUUCGAUAUAUCUCAACGACUGCCAUAUGGACGAAGAACCAGAGUGGUGCUGGGAAAGGACACUCACACGGACCUGCAAAACUUGCUUUGCCGACGUCAAGGACAGAUUCGACCAUAUUAGGGCCUGGAAGAUGCUUCAUGCCGGGGUGCGGACGUUACAGGCGGCAAUGGGACAGAUCAGUGAUAGCAGCGGUGCAUGCACGACACCACCAACCAUGCCUGGGUUAUCGGCCAUGCAAAUCCAAUGGCUCGAGCAGAACGCCAACACCACGGACAACUGA
This is a messenger RNA of Fonsecaea erecta, 960 nucleotides long. RefSeq lists its product as hypothetical. The record is from RefSeq and is a predicted model, not a curated record. The transcript is spliced from 3 exons. Bases 1 to 960 code for a protein of 319 amino acids. NCBI's taxonomy places the organism in Eukaryota, Fungi, Ascomycota, Eurotiomycetes, Chaetothyriales, Herpotrichiellaceae.